UAGUCAUUCUUUAGUGAAAAAUAGCCCCGAAAUUCAGCAUCGUUCACAGCGCAGCAGAGCUUGAGUAGAGUGAGCGAGAAUGAAGGAGCGAGGCGGUAAAGGAGGAAGCCAGCCGUCGGUGAACGAACGCUACACACAGUGGAAGUCUCUCGUCCCCGUUCUCUACGACUGGCUCGCUAAUCAUAACCUCCUUUGGCCCUCUCUCUCAUGCCGAUGGGGGCCACUGCUAGAACAAGCUACUUACAAGAAUCGACAACGACUCUACCUUUCGGAACAGACUGAUGGUAGCGUUCCGAACACACUUGUGAUUGCAAAUUGUGAGAUUGUUAAACCAAGAGUUGCAGCUGCUGAACACAUAGCACAGUUCAAUGAAGAAGCACGGUCUCCCUUUGUUAAGAAGUUUAAAACCAUUAUCCAUCCUGGAGAGGUAAAUCGCAUCAGGGAGCUUCCUCAGAACAGCAAAAUAGUAGCCACACACACAGACAGUCCUGAUGUUCUUAUCUGGGAUGUUGAAGCUCAGCCCAAUCGCCAUGCUGUCUUGGGAGCCACAGAGUCUCACCCUGAUCUGAUCUUGACUGGUCACCAAGAAAAUGCAGAGUUUGCUCUUGCUAUGAGCCAAAGUGAACCCUUUGUACUAUCUGGAGGCAAGGAUAAAUCAGUUGUACUGUGGAGUAUUCAUGAUCAUAUCUCCACUUUGGCAACAGAUUCUGGGGCCGGAUCUAACGGUGGUAAAAGCCCAAAGGCUGGGAUUGAUGAUAAACCACCUUCUGAGAGUCCUAAAAUACAAGCAAGAGGUAUUUUUCAAGGGCAUGAGGAUACUGUUGAGGAUGUACAAUUUUGCCCUUCUAGUGCACAAGAAUUCUGUAGUGUUGGUGACGAUUCUUGUCUUAUUUUAUGGGAUGCAAGAACAGGGUCUUCUCCAGUUGUCAAGGUCGAGAAAGCUCAUAACGCUGAUCUCCAUUGUGUUGAUUGGAACCCAAUUGAUGAGAACUUCAUUUUAACAGGGUCGGCUGAUAACACUGUUCGUUUGUUUGAUCGUCGAAAUCUCACUUCUAAUGGGGUUGGAGCACCCGUCCACAUAUUUAAUAACCACAAUGCUGCUGUCCUUUGCGUACAGUGGUCUCCUGACAAAUCGUCUAUCUUUGGAAGUUCAGCUGAGGAUGGUGUCUUAAACAUCUGGGAUCACAAUAAGAUUGGUGAACGCUCUGGCCCAGCCUCAAAGUUUGCACCAGGCUUAUUGUUCCGUCACUCUGGGCACAGGGAUAAGGUGGUUGAUUUUCACUGGAACUCACAUGAUCCAUGGACAAUUGUCAGUGUCUCUGAUGAUGGUGAAAGUACUGGUGGCGGUGGUACACUACAGAUAUGGAGGAUGAUUGAUUUGAUUUACCGCCCGCAAGAGGAGGUUAUCGACGAGCUGGAGAAAUUCAAGUCGCACAUUCUCACUUGUUCAACCCCGUAGGGUGGAACUUUAGAUUCUCUAAUAAGCUUGAACCCACUGAAUCUAUUGUGUUGCUGUACUUUUAAGUUUCUUUGUAGUGUCUGGAUUUGAAACUUGUUUUUUUUUUUUUUUUGUAGUAGACUUGUGUGGUAGAAAAUAUUAGAUUCAUUAGUUAACCUAAGGGCCGGAUUCGAACUAGAAUAUAUGCCCUUAAUGCUAGUGUCGCCAUUUAUGAUCGACGUUGGUGCU
This is a messenger RNA of Helianthus annuus (common sunflower), 1687 nucleotides long. RefSeq names its product WD-40 repeat-containing protein MSI4. Gene Ontology annotation, molecular function: histone binding. The record is from RefSeq and is a predicted model, not a curated record. Gene Ontology annotation, cellular component: nucleus. The transcript is spliced from 15 exons. NCBI's taxonomy places the organism in Eukaryota, Viridiplantae, Streptophyta, Magnoliopsida, Asterales, Asteraceae. Gene Ontology annotation, biological process: regulation of gene expression. The coding region runs from base 80 to 1459 and encodes 459 amino acids.